Molecule: messenger RNA, 1610 nt
Organism: Clarias gariepinus (North African catfish)
Lineage: Eukaryota; Metazoa; Chordata; Actinopteri; Siluriformes; Clariidae
Exons: 14
Coding region: 204-1610 (468 amino acids)
Source: RefSeq, a predicted model, not a curated record
UACACUUUCCUGUUAAACCAUUUAGGAAUGUCUCAGAGAAGCUCAGAGUCGGUGUAGUGACAUAUCGCUCUGAUCAACAUUUUGUAAAUAACUCGUACCCUGUGUUGAAGUCCAGAGUCAUUCGAGUUGAGACUGUUGGACAUGAGACCAGAAACUUGUCCGAUAGACUUUUUAUAAAUUUCCCAGUAAACAGUACUGAAAUAAUGACUGGAAACUACAGCCUCUUAUGUCAGUUCUAUAAUCAAACAGUGAACAAGUGGGAUGUCAUGGGGUCUUUCACCAACCUGGAGAACUUUAACAGCAGCAACACUGUAAACUGUUCAUAUAAUCACAUGACCCCCUUCGCUGUAUUUCUGGUUUACGAGACACUAAAUUGUCAUCAGCAUCACAACAAUCUACCCCGUGUUACUUAUACAGCUAAUCAGACAGGGAACUAUUUAUUUUACAUCAGCACAGAACUGGAGUUUUCAGUCAGCUCUAAUACAUCACACUGUAACUGGGGAGGCUCCCACUGCUAUGUGGAGUGCACUUCUAUCAGUUUCACCAGUAAUAUAACGGAUGUGAACAAUAUAAUAAAACUGGAACAAAAAGAUCAACUACCAUGUCAAAGCGACACUCAGAUGGUCUUUAACAUGGAUGAGAUUAAUAUCACAUGUUAUGUUACAAAGUGUGAGUCAGAUGAAAUCAAUGCUCUGAUAUCUGACAUGGAUCUAAUAAGACUGGAGAAAAUACAAAAUAUGUGUAAUAAAUCAGUUUCUUCAGAUAUCUACAUUAGGGCAGAGAAAAAGUACAUCGAUCAGCAAAUCACCUUGGAUUUUAACGGGACAAACAAAACCUACGAGUACAAGAACUUUAAGAUGAUUGUAGUUAAGAUAGAUAUGAAUACCACGAAUGAGGACUACAUAAGAAUCCUCGCUCCACAGCUGUCCAAUGAUGAUCCCCCCAUAGACGUACACUUUCCUGUUAAACCAUUUAGGAAUGUCUCAGAGAAGCUCAGAGUCGGUGUAGUGACAUAUCGCUCUGAUCAACAUUUUGUAAAUAACUUGUACCCUGUGUUGAAGUCAAGAGUCAUUCGAGUUGAGACUGUUGGACAUGAGACCAGAAACUUGUCCGAUAGACUUUUCAUAAAUUUUCCAGUAAACAGUACUGAAAUAAUGACUGGAAACUACAGCCUCUUAUGUCAGUUCUAUAAUCAAACAGUGAACAAGUGGGAUGUCAUGGGGUCUUUCACCAACCUGGAGAACUUUAACAGCAGCAACACUGUAAACUGUUCAUAUAAUCACAUGACCCCCUUCGCUGUAAUUCUGGUUUACAUGCCACAAAGAGAUCGUCAGGGUGACAACAAUCUGCCCCGUGUUACUUACACAGCUAAUCAGACAGGGAACUAUUUAUUCUACAUCAGCACAGAACUGGACUUUACAGUAACCCCUAAUACAUCACUCUGUAACUGGGGAGGCUCCCACUGCUAUGUGGAGUGCACUUCUCUCAAUUUGACCACAAAUAUAACGGGUGUGAAUGACAUAAUGAAACUGGUACACAAUGAUCAGCUGACAGGUCAAAGCAACGUUCAGAUGGUCUUCAACAUGGGCAAGUCACAAACUUUUUUUUAA